AUGGUUGCCACAACAGCCCCUGCCAUUGCGUCGCCGCUUAUUCGAUCCCCUCCGUUUCACGGUUCAAUUGGACAGCGCAAGCCGAAUACGCUGUCUUCCAAACACCACCUCGCCAUAGAAUCCUCACCCACAGCACCAAAUCCCCCCAACAAAAAUGCCAUCCCCCAACGCUCGAGCAGAACAUCUCCCCGCCUUCAUGACACCUUUCAAGCACUUCUUCGGGAGGACUGCUCCCCUGACACGGCUGAUUACUCCCUUGCCAUUGAUUCCUGCUGCUGCCCCCGGCUGGCCCGGCAGAUCCACGCCCAUGCCCUCAAGCGAGACUUCUGUGGCUGCCGUGAGUUCCUUGAGACAAGGUUGCUCCUCAUGUACGGCCGCUGCCAUGGCGUCCAACCUGCUCUCCAACUGUUCGAGAAAAUGUCUCUAAGAAGCAUAUACUCAUGGGCUGGCAUCCUGACUGUAUAUGUGGAUCAUGAGCUCUUUGAGGAAGCCUUCUCUCUGUUUAAGGAAUUGCUGGUUGAGGGAGUUGGGUUGGAGUUCUUCGUGUUUCCUGUGGUCUUGAAAUCAAGUGCUGGGCUGAGUGCAUUGGACUUGGGCAAGAGUCUGCAUGGUUUUGUCUUGAAGACGGGAUUCAUUUCGAACUUAUAUGUGGGCAAUUCUCUGAUCGACAUGUAUGGCAAGUGCGGUGAUAUGGAUGAGGCUGUGAAGGUUCUGAAGGGAAUGCCUGAAAGGGAUUGUGUUUCGUGGAACUCUGUGAUUGCUGGCUGUGCUUCCAAUGGAAUGGCUUCUGAGGCGUUGGAAUUUCUGGAAAGCAUGUGGUCGUUGGGUAAUCUGAAGCCUAAUCUUGUUUCGUGGAGCGGGGCGAUUGGAGGGUUUGCUCAAAAUGGCUAUGAUGAAGACGCUCUUGAGCUGCUUUCUCAAAUGAUAGAGUCUGGUGUUAAGCCAAAUGCUCAGACUUUGGCUAGUGUCUUGCCCUCUUGUGGAAGAUUAGAAGCACUUGAUGUUGGCAAGGAAAUUCAUGGAUAUAUAAUGAGGCAUGGGCUUAUGGGUAAUGCUUUUGUUGUUAAUGGAUUGCUUGAUGUUUACAGGAGGUGUGGCGAUAUGGCCAGCACAUCGGAACUCUUCUUGAGGUACUCGAUAAGAAGUUUGGUCUCUUAUAAUACAAUGAUAGUAGGGUACUGUGAGAACAAUGAGUUAAGCAAGGCCAAGGAGCUGUUUGAUCACAUGGAGAUUGAUGGAGUAAAGAGGGAUGCAAUCUCAUGGAACUCAAUGAUUUCGGGUCUAGUUGAUAAUGAGAGCUUCGGGGAAGCUCUUAAUAUGUUUAGACACAUGCAGAUGGAGGAAGGGGUUGAAGCUGACUCGUUUAACUUAGGGAGUAUUCUCGCAGCUUGUGCAGCCUUGCGUGCAUUUGGACAGGGUAAGGAGAUACAUGCAUAUGCACUGAAAAGAGGUUUUCAUUCCAAUCCCUUUGUGGCUAGUGCAUUGGUAGAUUUGUACUGCCGAUGCCAACAUCUUGUGGCUGCAGAGUUGGUUUUCUUUGACAUAGAGAGAAGGAAUACAGUGACAUGGAAUGUGGUGAUCUCUGGUUAUGCUCGGGCUGAUCAAGUGAGCCGUUCCCAGGAACUGCUUUUAAUGAUGAAAGAGGAUGGAUUUGAUCCUAACAUCUACACUUGGAAUGGGCUGAUUGCAGGUUGCAUGGAGAAUGGACACAAUGAAUUGGCUCUGCAGUUGUUUCUUGAAAUGCAGACCACAAAGCUGAUGCCUGAUAUUUAUACCUUAGGGAUGAUCUUACCUAUUUGCUCAAGAUUAGUUUCCAUUGAGCGAGGGAAGCAGGUCCAUGCACACUCAGUUAGAUGUGGCCAUGAGGCUGAUGUCCAUAUCGGGGCAGCCCUUGUGGAUAUGUAUGCCAAAUGUGGGAGUAUAAGACUUGCAAGCAUUGCAUUUAAUAGAAUAUCGCAACACAAUUUGGUAUCUUACAAUAGUAUGCUUGCGGGGUUUGCAAUGCAUGGGCUUGUAAAGGAAGGCCUUGCACUCUUCAACCAAUUGCUGGAGGACGGGAACAGACCAGAUGAGAUCACCUUCCUGUCUGUUCUAUGUUUAUGUGUUCAUGGGGGAUCUGUUGAGGAAGGGCGCAUAUACUUCCAUCUGAUGACGAGCUAUGGUAUAAAACCAAAUAUGAAACAUUACUCAUGUAUGGUUGAUCUUUUUAGCCGUGCUGGGCAGCUUAGUGAAGCAUAUGAGCUAAUUAAGAGUAUGCCCAUGGAGCCUGAUGCUGUGGUGUGGGGUGCACUGCUUGGUGGUUGUGUCAUUAACUGCAAUUUACAGUUGGGAGAGAUUGCUGCGGAUAGACUUAUUGAAAUGGAAGAAGGAAAUGUUGGUAACUAUGUUCUGUUGGCAAACUUAUAUGCCACUGCUGGAAGACAAGAUGGUUUAGUUAGAACAAGACAGAUAAUUAAGGAGAAGGGGAUGCAUAAAAGCCCUGGAUGUAGUUGGAUUGAGGUCAGAGAUCAGGUUCAUGUGUUUCUUGCCAGUGAUAGAUCUCACAAACAAACAGAUGAAAUUUAUGCUACUGCAGAAAUGUUGAACUGGCAUAUGAGAAAAUAUGGAGAUGGUUUGACGGCUUAUCAGCCUGAAUUAUUACAAGAAUUAGCAUGA
Molecule: messenger RNA, 2655 nt
Organism: Phoenix dactylifera (date palm)
Lineage: Eukaryota; Viridiplantae; Streptophyta; Magnoliopsida; Arecales; Arecaceae
Product: pentatricopeptide repeat-containing protein At1g20230-like
Biological process (GO): RNA modification
Molecular function (GO): RNA binding; protein binding
Source: RefSeq, a predicted model, not a curated record